Messenger RNA from Styela clava, 2988 nucleotides. The record is from RefSeq and is a predicted model, not a curated record. NCBI's taxonomy places the organism in Eukaryota, Metazoa, Chordata, Ascidiacea, Stolidobranchia, Styelidae.
UGCAACUUCAGUGUCCAAGAAGCUGGCAGAAAGAACCUGAGUGGUGAUAUCAAUUUUGGUGAUUUGGUCAGGUUCGGAUUUAUCAUAAGGCAAGGUGAAACGUUGAAAAUAGAAACAGCCAUGAAGUUAAAUGUUGCAAAAAAGUCGAAAAAGGAUCUCAACAAUAUGGAAGAAAACAAUGAAAAUAUUGAAAACAGAAAACUUAUCGAAACUAUUGAAUAUGUUGUUUUAAGAAAACUCGACAAAAAGAUUAAAAUAUCGAACAACGGCAGAUCAUUCUGCUGUAAUGCAUUUCUCAUUGCAUUAUUUUCAUUCGGCGUGAUUGGAUUAAUGAAUUUCAAAGCACUGGAUCCUGAAAUACACGGAAAAGAUAUGCCAGCUCCAGAUGCUAACUAUUUCGUACCAAGUGGGUGUGAAUGCGUUCAUAAGACGAAAGCAAAAACUUGGAAUUCUUCAGGGGGACAGUUUGAUAUAUAUUUUCCGUUCUCAGAUGAAAAGUUUGAAGUGUAUUGUGAUUUCAGGCCUGAUGAUGGGAGCUGGACAGUUUUUCAACGACGUCAGGAUGGAUCUGUCGACUUUUUCCGAAACUGGAAUGAUUAUGUUACGGGGUUUGGGGAUAAUGACAAAGAGUUCUGGAUUGGUCUGAACAAUCUUCACAAAUUGUCAAAUUAUGGAGAAUAUGAACUGCGUGUUGAUAUGAUGGAUUGGGAUAAUAAUAAACGUUUUGCUAAAUACGGAACAUUCAACGUGGGUGAUGAAUCAACAGGAUACAAACUUACCGUUGGUGAAUACAGUGGCAACGCAGGCGAUUCUCUCGCUGACCACAAUAAUAUGAAGUUUUCUACCAAAGAUUUCGACAGAGAUAGCGACGGCACAAAUUGUGCUAGUAUUUACAAUGGUGCCUGGUGGUAUAAUUCUUGCCACGCGUCGAAUCUUAACGGACUUUACGUUAAAGGAGCAGCACCGUAUGGAAAAGCAAUAAAUUGGUUUCAUUGGAAAGGACACAAAUAUUCUUUAAAAUUCACGGAAUUGAAAUUUAGGAAAAAAUAUCAUUGCUGAAUAAGUUGUUCAUUGUGGGUUACUUAUAUAAUAAUUACAUUACAACAUUACAAUAUAAUAUUACUAACUGCGUUACAUUAAAUAUACUUGGCAGAUUUUUAUGCGGGCUUAUAAUAGCCCAAUGCAUUAAAAGCGUUGAUCGCCCAAAUUUGAAUAAAAAAUGAUAAUUUCGUAUUAUGACAUGAGUAAAUAGCUUACUUGCUUAUUUUAAACGCAAUCUCAAAUAGUUACUCAACACAUGCUUGUUUUGGCUUAUACUUAGUAAGUUGUUUGAUACCAAAUUCCAAUUUCGAUUAUUUAUCCAUGAUAUUGCUUUGUAUAAAUAAUUGUGUUUGAGCCUUCAACAACCCAAUGAAUAAGGUUAUUAGGACCUUUUAUGUCUUUUAGAGUACUAUACUUGCAAAUGUGUGGACUUUAUUUAGCUAAUGUCUUAAUUCAUAAAAUAAACUGUGUCAAACUAAAGUUUAUACUCGAUUACGUAGCAGUACUUCGACGGACGUUCAAUAGGCUCAGUUUGUGUAAGGUUUUAAUAUUAUAAGCAAUACGUCCUUUGUUAGAAUAUCUUGCUGAUUACGAUAAUCGGAGUCUAACGAAGAUAUUCUGCAUUUUACGCCAGUAUAUUGGACACAGUGUUAUCUCGAAUGUGAUUAUUUAGUGGAAAAUGUUCAACGAGUUAUUGUUUUGCAUUAUAGUGAUUACAUUCUGUGAGUUGUAUGUUUUUAAAUUUGAAAACUUUGUUUGAAUAAUGUUAGAAAAAUUAUUACAGGUUGUACUUUGUUUUUUUCAUCGUUUAUAUAUAACUAAUAUAUUCUUUGUUACUAAUUAACAUUUUUUUCAAACAGAAGUGUUUGCGUGGUUGCAUACAGCAGAGUCACCAACAACGCCAAGAACAACAUUUUUCAAACUUUCUCCAUUCACAAAUAUCAACUGAUUUCCAAAUUUUAAAUUAGAACUAAACAAUUAGAGUUGCUGGCGUUGGAAUUCAUUAGGAAGGUAUUUGAUUUGGAUUUUCAAAAGACGUUUGUUUUAUUACACGGUUAUAAGGAGACUAACUUUUCAUAUCGAUUAAAUUCGGUGGAGUGAUUUGCAAAGGCAAAUCAAUGAGCCUAGGUGAAGUCAAGGGUUUUUUCUCACAAUAUAUGAAACCGACUAAUCGAAUACUAAGCAAAAAAGCUCAAACAUAUGGACACGAAAGCCGUGCAUCAGUUGGUAGAGAAUUAUCUGAGCACCGAGCUGGUUGAAAGAACCGGGUUUAUGUGUAACGGAACAGAAAUUCUGGAUUAAAAUAAAAUAGCCAAAUUUAUGUUUUCUUGUUUAUAAAUACGAUGAAAUGAAUCAAGUGGUACCAAGUAUCUUUUGAAAACGCCUAAAAUUUGAAUUCAAAUACGUAUGUUUAUGAUCUUGUACGGAAAAGGGAGAUCGCUAGAAAAAUAAAACAUUUGUCAAACACAGCUAUUUAUAUUUACAAAUGAUGAUUUGAAAACGAGCUUGGGAAGAGCAUAGAACGAUAUCUCACAAGUUAACCUUCAAAACGCUAUACGAGCUUGGACUUUUAGAUUAAGACACUUCUAUGAAGUGCACGGACGACAUUUUGAGCAUCUGAGUGUAAUAUAACAUAUGCUUUUAAAAACUUUGUAAUAUUUAUCUUUUGUAAAAAUAAACAGCUGUUUGACAAAUUUUCUGAUUUUCUAGCGACCACCCUGUAUAUGAAUACACAAAAGCUUGAAUUGACUAAGCGUGUAGGGGUGAAUCUGAUUUCCAAAUUACAUAACUAAUUCAUUUAAUCCUCUCAUCUUUGUUAAUAGCUUGAGAUGUUGUUGUUUCGUCACGCGACUGCAAUGUUUAUCCUUUGGCGAUAAAGCAGAUUUAUCCGCACUAAUGCACGCUGAAGAGCUCAAAUUUAGCAUAAAUUUGGUGAAAUUGAGCUGA